AUGAUACGAUCACAAAUAAUUAUCAGCACGAGACGAUUUCUGUCGACCGCCGUUUCCAAAAAGACCGUCGUCACCACGCCGAUCUUCUAUGUCAAUUCUAAACCCCAUAUCGGUCACUACUACUCGAUGACAUUGGCCGAUGUCUACAACAGAUGGCUAAAGUUCAACGGGGAAUCAACAUAUUUCACCACUGGAACAGACGAACACGGCCUCAAGGUACAGACUGCCGCUCAGGCUAUUGGAAAGGAUCCGAAACUGUUCUGUGACGGGUUGUCGGCCAAAUUUAAAGAGCUCGCAGCCACAGGCGACAUCAACUACGACAGAUUCAUCAGAACAACAGACCCCGACCAUCUCACGGCUGUCCAGCAUUUCUGGACCGUUCUCAAGGAAAAUGGCCAUAUCUACAAAGGUGAGCACUCCGGCUGGUAUUCUGUGUCUGACGAAUGCUUCUACACCGAUCAGGACGUGGAGGAAGUGGACGGGAAAAUGGUGGCCAAGGAAACCGGGGCUUCCGUGGCAUUCGAGUCUGAGCAGAACUACUUCUUCAGACUCAGCAGUUUCCAGGACCGUCUGAUCCAGCUGCUCGAAUCCAACCCCUCGUUUGUCCAACCAGCCGUGUACUACACCACGCUGUUGAAAAGCCUUAAGGCACGUGACUUGGAGGAUCUGAGCAUUUCUCGGCCUGGAUCGCGGGUGAGCUGGGGUAUAGACGUUCCAGACGACUCGUCGCAGAAGAUGUACGUGUGGUUCGACGCUCUAAUUAACUAUCUCACGUGUAUGGGGUACCCGGGAACGGAGCCUUUGCCGGACACUCUUGUUCAUCUUGUUGGCAAGGAGAUUGUCAAAUUCCACUGCGUUCAUUGGCCGUGUUUCCUGAUGGCUUGCGAGCUCCCACUUCCACGGUCCGUGUUUGUGCAUGGCCAUUGGCUGAUGGACGGCCGUAAGAUGAGCAAGAGUCGCGGAAAUGUGGCCGAUCCUAUUGAAAUAGCAGAAAAGUACGACAUCGACGCUCUGCGACUGUUUAUGAUGCGGUUCUCCGUUCUGGAUGGAGACUGCGACUACUCAGAGCCAAAGCUGAACGCCACAAGAAACGAGUUCAUUGAUAAGUUCUGCAAUCUGCUCACACGCUCGUUGUCCAAAAAGUUCCACAUUUCCAGAGCGUUGCAAAGAGUUGAACAGGAAGGACUACCAGCUUUACUGAGUCAAGUGGACGACCAAUUUUCCAAAGACAUAACUGACCUAUAUAAACAGAUCGAUGAGCUUGCCGAUCUAGUUGAUCCGCUCUACCGCAAGAUGGAGCUCCACAAGGCUGUGCAGACUCUCUGGAGACUUCUGCCAAACGUGAACGGACUGUUUGACGUUUACGAGCCGUGGAAGCUCAAGGGUCUCGAGAACGAGCUGAAACAGGACCUGGUGAUCUUCAGCGCACUGGACUCGCUGCGGUGUCUGCUCAUUUUGCUGCAACCGGUGAUUCCUAACUAUUCAAAGAUGUUGCUUGACAGACUGCAGGUUUCCCCAGAAAGAAGAACGCGUGAGUUUGCACAGAUCGGCAAAGACACCACGUACGCGCACUCCGCCACGUUCGCCAAGGGAGAGAAGGUGCCGUUGCAAAAGAUUCAGCUCUAG
Molecule: messenger RNA, 1626 nt
Organism: Ogataea philodendri
Lineage: Eukaryota; Fungi; Ascomycota; Pichiomycetes; Pichiales; Pichiaceae
Exons: 1
Coding region: 1-1626 (541 amino acids)
Biological process (GO): methionyl-tRNA aminoacylation
Molecular function (GO): methionine-tRNA ligase activity; ATP binding
Source: RefSeq, a predicted model, not a curated record